Messenger RNA from Sycon ciliatum, 1473 nucleotides. RefSeq lists its product as uncharacterized. The record is from RefSeq and is a predicted model, not a curated record. The coding region runs from base 303 to 989 and encodes 228 amino acids. The transcript is spliced from 2 exons. NCBI's taxonomy places the organism in Eukaryota, Metazoa, Porifera, Calcarea, Leucosolenida, Sycettidae.
ACCCCUCAUCCGCCGUUUCAACUGGCCGUGGUCAAGAGGGGAAAAGGAACAGGAGAAGGACCGAGAUCUCGCCCAAGUAGUGUCCUGGCUAGGUAUGGACUCUCCGCCUUGCCCACAGGACAUGAUGGGUAGCAGUCCUGAGUGUUUGCUUUCUGCUUGGCAUAGAUAAGACCAGGACAACUGCGUACCAUCCACAGAGUGACGGUCUGGUUGAAAGAUUCAACCAGACGCUUGAGCGUGGCCUGGCGCACUAUGUCUGCCAGAAUCAUCGAGAUUGGGACAUCAAGUUGCCAGCCUUCUUGAUGGGAUACCGCUCGACGCCGCAGACUAGUACCGGCUACAGUCCAAGCUAUCUGCUCUUUGGUCGGGAGCUAUGCCUACCUCAAGACUUGGCAUUUGGAUUACCGCCAGGAGCAGCAUCCGCAGUAGCGUCCCAGCCGGAAUUCGUGAGUGCUCUCCGCCGACGCUUGGAGGACGCUCAUGCGCAGGUUCGGGAGCACUUGGGCAACGUGCACCGCUAUCAAGCGCAUAUCCAUGAUCGCAACGCUAAGGCCGUGACGUUUGCAGCUGGUGACGCAGUGUGGCUUCUGGUGCCGGCCAUUCCGACGGGUACAACCGCCAAGUUUUCUAGACUGUGGCACGGACCGUACCUAGUCGAGGAGAAGCUCUCCGCCGUCACCUACCGCAUCAAGCUGUCUGAGCCCACGGCACGUCGGCUGAUAGUGCACGUCAACCGGCUGAAAGGUUGUCAUCAUCGACCGAGUCGGCUGCAGGAGGUCCACGAGCAAGAUGAGUCGGACCCACCGCAGCCCAUGGCAUCCACCCUGACUCCGUCCUACCAGCCUGAUGCCACUGAUGCCGCCGCCCGAGACGAGGAGGACACCGCUCGGGUAUUCGACAGUGCUCCGCCAGUUGGCGUGAUGGAAAGGCGAACCCCGCGUUCCCGCCAUCCACCUCAGCUGUUUGGGAGUCCCGUCUGGCACGAGUAAGGAUUUCAGUGGUAUUGACUGGAUUGGUUGUGGCCAAUAUUACAGCUAGUCUUUGAACAGUUUUUGAUCGGAACUCCAAUUUUGACCUGCACUCGUUUAGUUAAAUUGUUUGCCAUAAUCUUAGUCUAAUUUAUUACGUUACUUAUAACACGAGGACGUGUUCUUUUCCGUGUAAGUGGGGGGAUAUGUCGUAUCCAUACUAUUGACACGUGCCUUUUAGGCCUCUACGGGACAAGUAUGCCUUAUUUAGGUGUCUAAUUAUUUAUCUAUCUCCCGUAAACGGGUUCAUAAUCGUCUUUAUUUUAUAUCUUCACACAAGGCCUGGGGCCUUCCUUAUUUGGGUAUACGCUGUUAUUUCCCCACAUGGCUCCCGCUCCUUAUGCAACAGUUCGUACACAUAUUUACUACGGUUUGAUACGCUAUUGCAUGCGGGACCAGCAAUCUCGUGGCCAUGGACUUCCAUGGCCGCAACUAGAUACUAUUG